Molecule: messenger RNA, 495 nt
Organism: Cavenderia fasciculata
Lineage: Eukaryota; Evosea; Eumycetozoa; Acytosteliales; Cavenderiaceae
Exons: 2
Coding region: 1-495 (164 amino acids)
Source: RefSeq, a predicted model, not a curated record
AUGAAAAUAAUCGUAGAAACCAAGCCACCAAGUUAUAGAGAGGUUACGACUGCAAGUCGUAAAACUUCAGACAACAGUGUCUCUGUCAACACUUACAACUCACAAUCAUUCAUUACUGCUUCCCACUCAACACUCAAUCAUCUCAAUAUGAUCCAAAAGCGUUACUACUAUAGCACCAGUAAAUAUCAUCAUCAUCAUCGGCGAUAUGUAAUCAUUGUAAUCAUUUUACUAACUUACUUUUAUUUAGCUGAAGGGGUGAAGGAGCUAUCAUUUCAUGGACAAGAGUAUGUUCUCUCUCUCUCUCUCUCUCUCACUUAUGCCACUUUUAUCGAAGCUUCAUGGGAAAUACGUCCCGAAUUUGGCAGGUUCCAUAGACUGAAACAGAGAAAGGGUAUCGUAUCGUAUCGUAUAGUACAUCAAGUAGAUCCAUUUAAAGCAUUCUUUAAAAGGCUUUUUGUUUCUAUCAGACCAACUACUCCCGAAUCACAAUCAUAG